This is a messenger RNA of Lacerta agilis (Sand lizard), 3291 nucleotides long. RefSeq names its product discoidin domain-containing receptor 2-like. Gene Ontology annotation, cellular component: signaling receptor complex; membrane. The transcript has 17 exons. Gene Ontology annotation, biological process: cell surface receptor protein tyrosine kinase signaling pathway; protein phosphorylation; multicellular organism development. The coding region runs from base 459 to 3095 and encodes 878 amino acids. The record is from RefSeq and is a predicted model, not a curated record. Gene Ontology annotation, molecular function: protein tyrosine kinase collagen receptor activity; ATP binding; collagen binding. NCBI's taxonomy places the organism in Eukaryota, Metazoa, Chordata, Lepidosauria, Squamata, Lacertidae.
GGAAGGAGGGACAGAGGCUAAAGGAGACAGCAGCUUUUUCUUUCCCGCCUCUCUCCCUCUUUUAACACACACAUAUACAGAAAUCUCUUUUCCAUGGCCUCCGUCAGGGUGUUGCCAUAGGAACCGUAGUGACAAAGGCAAGGAAGUCUCCUGGGCCUGUGUGUGGAAGGACUGGAGGGAGAGAGAAGGAGGAGUCUGAGCCACAAGUUUGAGCGGAUCUCCAAACUGCUGGAAAAGUUGCUUACGAAGCGGGGUGCUGGUGGGAGAGAUGCUGGGAAGCCCAGCGCAGCUGAAUCCAUGGCAGUAGGAAGGCUGGGAUUGCCAUGGCGGUGGAGGCGGCUGCGGCAGCUGCACAGAGGCUAGGCCUGGCAGAGAUCUGAAUGGCAGUGACUGGCGGCCAGGGAGGACCGCCCGACUGACCCUGCGGGCUGUGGGCGUUGUCUCCCACAUCUCCAAGGAUGCUCUGCUUGCCACUCCUCCUGCUCGCCAGCCUCUCUCGUUGCUCCAGCUCUGAAGUCAACCCUGCGAUAUGCCGAUACCCUCUGGGGAUGCACGAAGGGACCAUCCGAGAUGAGGACAUCACUGCUUCCAGCCAGUGGUAUGACUCCACGGGGCCUCAGUAUGCACGGUUGCUGAGGGAAGAGGGUGAUGGGGCAUGGUGUCCAGCGGGUCUCCUGCAACCUGAAGAUGUGCAGUUUCUCCAGAUAGACCUACAUAAACUCUUCUUCAUCACACUGGUGGGGACGCAAGGUCGGCAUGCCCGGGCAACUGGGAAAGAGUUUGCCCGUGCCUACCGGAUCGACUAUAGCCGCAACGGGGAGCGAUGGCUCUCUUGGAAAGAUCGUCAGAACAAGCAGGUGAUUCAAGGCAACACUGACACAUAUGACGUUGUCCUGAAAGACCUUCGCCCGCCUGUCAUUGCCCGCUACAUCCGAGUGAUCCCAGUGACUGAGCAGCCCAUGACUGUCUGCAUGCGGGUGGAACUCUAUGGUUGUGUUUGGUCUGAUGGUUUGGAAUCCUAUAGCAUGCCUGAGGGGGAGAUGAUUGCAGCUCCUGGCCACCCCAUCGUUUACCUGAACGACUCAACCUAUGAUGGUUACCAGGAGCGCAGGCUCCUGCAUGGUGGGUUGGGCCAGCUGACAGAUGGCGUCCUGGGCUUGGACGAUUUCACCAAGAGCCACCAGUACCGCGUGUGGCCAGGCUACGACUACGUUGGCUGGAAGAACGACAGCUUCAGCAGUGGUUCUGUUGAGAUGGAGUUUCAGUUCGAUCGGCAAAGGAACUUCACAUCCAUGAAGAUCCAUUGCAACAACAUGUUUUCCAAGGGAGUGAAGAUCUUUGAGAGGGUGGAGUGCUUCUUCAAGCCACGGCUGAUCGCUGAGUGGGAGCCGGACCCUGUGGGUGUGGACACCGUCUUGGACGACAAGAACCCCAGCGCACGAUUUGUGACCGUCCCCCUCAGUCAGCGUGUGGGAAAAGCCAUACUCUGCCACUUCUACUUUGCUGACACCUGGAUGAUGAUCAGCGAAAUUUCCUUCCAGUCAGAUAUGGAUGCCAGUGACCCCAUUACGGUCACUCUGGCCUCAGGCACAACCUCAGAGAUACUCCCAUUGGAGGAACUCAACGCAACAGAAGGGACUUGGCAGACCACCUCGCCACCUGCUGCAACGAGUCCUUGGGUGGCUCCGAAGGCAGAGGACUCCAACACCUCCAGUCUGGUCAGCUGCCUUGUGGCCAUCAUCCUGCUGCUGCUUGUCGUCAUUGUUGCUAUCCUGUGGAGGCAGCAUGUCCAGAUGCGGCUGGAGACGGCUCCUCGGCGGAUCCUGGAAGAAGACGCCACCGUUCGGCUGUCCUUUUACAGCUCCAGAAUUGUCAACGGCCAGACACAGAUCCACCAGACUAACCCCACCUAUGAGAGGGUCUUCCCACUGGACCUGGAAUAUCACCAGCCCAUCACCCUCCUUCAGAAACUGCCUGAGCUCUCCCAAAGCGCUGAGGACUCAGCAUGUAGCGGUGACUAUGCCGAGCCAGACAUCACCAAGUGCACCCCUCACCAGGGAUUCCAGAACAACGUCCCCCACUAUGCAGAGACGGACAUUGUAAGCUUGCAGGGCGUCACGGGAAACAACACAUACGCUGUGCCAGCCAUCACAGUGGACUCGUUGACCAAGAAGGACAUCACUGUGGCUGAGUUCCCAAGGCAGCAGCUGCGGCUCAAGGAAAAGCUGGGAGAAGGGCAGUUUGGGGAGGUCCACCUGUGCGAAGCUGAUGGUCUCCUGGAAUUCUUGGGUCGUGCUUCCUCAGAAGCCUCCAGCCAGGCAGUUCUGGUAGCUGUAAAGAUGCUGAGAGCCAAUGUCACCAAGACAGCCAGGAACGAUUUCCUGAAGGAGAUCAAGAUCAUGUCCCGGCUGAAGGACCCGAACAUCAUCCGCCUGCUGGGGGUUUGCGUGAGGGACGAUCCGCUGUGCAUGAUCACCGAGUACAUGGAGAAUGGGGAUCUCCACCAGUUCCUGCUGCAACGCCAGAACAGAAGCACCUUCACACUCUCCAACAACAUUCCCUGUGUUAGUUGCCUCCACCUCCUGCUCAUGGCUACCCAAAUUGCCUCUGGCAUGAAGUACUUGGCCUCCCUGAACUUUGUGCACCGGGACUUGGCCACACGCAACUGCUUGGUUGGGAACAAUUACACCAUUAAGAUUGCCGAUUUCGGCAUGAGCAGGAACCUGUAUAGUGGCGAUUACUACCGGAUCCAGGGCCGGGCUGUGCUGCCAAUCCGCUGGAUGGCCUGGGAAAGCAUCCUGCUGGGCAAGUUCACCACGGCCAGUGACGUCUGGGCUUUUGGUGUGACGUUAUGGGAGAUGUUCACACUGUGCAAGGAGCAGCCUUACAGCUGGCUCUCUGAUGAGCAGGUCAUUGAGAACACGGGGGAGUUCUUCCGAGACCAAGGCCGGCAGGUCUAUCUGACUCAGCCACCCCUGUGCCCCAAUCCUCUAUUCUCCUUGAUGAUGAAAUGCUGGAGCCGUGACAUCAAAGAUCGCCCAGCAUUUGAGGCCAUCCACCUGUUUCUGGUGGAGCAAAUGGAUGGUAGCAUUUGACCUGCAAAAAGCACCCGAGGGACACAGUCAAGAUACCCACCUGCCUCUUCUUGGCCUAAAACUUCCUAGCAUUUUGGUUGUGCCCCCCUUGCCACAUUGUGUGAAACCAGGUGGAUUUCAACAGACAACUGAGGCGACAGUUGGGGUUAUUAUCUCUUGGGAUUCCUUUGGAACUGGGUGUGACAUGCCCUUUUUG